UCUAUUAACAUGUAAUGAAUGGACUGUACUCUAAUCUGCAGCGCAUGUUGCAAAGGUAAACAAUAAAAAAUAACCCUUUAGAGGACAAUUGAUACACUAUGUGCAUCCCCUAUUGAUAGUUUAGCUAGUGAAAACCACAACAGGUUGUACUAUCUCAACGGAUGUGCUUUAAUGUCAGGUGCAAAGGUUUGAUUAGCAACUUGCAGGAAGAAGAAAGGGAAAGCAUUUUUUUUUUUUUUUUUUGCUUCAUCACUGUGGUAUCUAAGGUCAACAAGCAGGUGUUGAUAACAGAUGAGACAGCUGAUCCUGGCUUCACUGGAAGUGUGGCUGAAUAUGGUUCCACAGCUACAGAAUGGGCAAUUCUGUGAAGAAAGGGAAGGUUGUCAUUGCAGAUGAGAACCAGGUUACGGGCUUGCGACUCUACAAGGCAGAAGAGCAAUGCAUUAAGAUUCCAGAGACCAGACACUACAAGAUGGAUGGGAAAGAAGAGCGGCAAUGGCGAAAGGACAAGAAAAAGACUGGUCUGAAGAUUCAAAUCCAAGACUUCAUAAGCAGUAGUGACGUUGUGAUCUUCAGCAAGACUACUUGCGGGAAUUGUUCAAAAGUUAAGGACCUCUUUGAUGAACUGAAUAUUCAAUAUUUGGCGGUGGAGAUAAACAAAAUGGACAACGGGCAGGAACUUGAAGAAGAACUUUAUGAAUACACAAUGGAAACGGCUUUGCCCAACGUUUUUGUAAAAGAAAAGCUUAUAGGUGACUACACUGAAGUUAUCCAGCUGUCUAAGGAUGGUCUGUUUCAAAAACUGCUGGAAGAUAAAGAGGAUAAACCCAAGGAGAAUACCUAUGAUUUUGACCUGAUUGUCAUUGGGGGAGGAUCAGGAGGUCUAGCUGCUUCUAAGGAGGCUGCAAAGUUUGGCAAGAAAGUACUGGUACUGGAUUAUGUUACUCCAUCCCCCCUAGGAACCAAAUGGGGUCUUGGAGGAACAUGUGUAAAUGUGGGCUGCAUUCCCAAGAAGCUAAUGCAUCAGGCAGCCCUACUGAGGCAGGCUUUGAAAGAUUCUUCUAAAUAUGGAUGGAAAGUUGAAGAUAAUGUGCAACACAACUGGGAGGUUAUGAGUGAGUCUAUCCAGAGCUACAUUGGUUCUCUGAACUGGUCUUACAGGGUAUCACUUGUAGAAAACGAAGUGAGAUAUGAAAAUGGCUUCGCAGAGUUUGUGGGACCGCACCAAAUUAAGUCAACAAAUUCAAAAGGGAAAGUGAAGUUUUUUACAUCCGCAAAAUUCCUCAUAGCUACUGGAGAAAGGCCACGGUACCUCGGCAUACCUGGAGAUAAGGAAUACUGCAUUACAAGUGAUGACCUCUUCUCACUGCCAUACUGUCCUGGGAAGACACUAGUGGUUGGUGCAUCUUAUGUUGCACUAGAGUGUGCAGGCUUCUUGGCAGGGCUGGGCCUGGAUGUUACGGUUAUGGUGCGCUCAAUUCUACUGAGAGGUUUUGACCAGCAAAUGGCCAACAAGAUUGGAGAACAUAUGGAAGAACAUGGAGUCAAGUUUAUCAAACACUUCGUACCAACAAAGAUAGAGCAGAUAGAAGCAGGAACGCCAGGGAAGUUAAAAGUGACAUCUCAAUCAGCUGAUGGUUCCAAGAUUACGGAAGAAUACAACACUGUUUUACUAGCAAUUGGAAGAGAUGCGUGUACAAGAAAUAUUGGUCUGGAUAUACCUGGAGUAAGGAUCAAUGAGAAAACAGGAAAAAUUCCGGUCAAUGACGAAGAGCAGACAAAUGUGCCUUAUGUCUAUGCGAUAGGAGAUGUGCUAGAGGGCAAACUAGAGCUUACCCCAGUAGCUAUUCAGGCAGGACGCCUAUUGGCCAGGAGACUGUACGGAGACUCAACUUUGAGGUGUGACUACAUAAAUGUCCCAACGACAGUGUUUACUCCGCUGGAAUAUGGCGCCUGUGGUUUAUCUGAGGAAAAUGCAAUAUCAAAAUAUGGGGAGGAAAAUAUAGAGGUCUACCACAAUUAUUUCUGGCCUCUGGAGUGGACGGUUCCUUCAAGAGACAACAACAAGUGCUAUGCGAAAGUCAUCUGCCAUUUGAAAGACAAUGAAAGAGUUGUGGGAUUUCACGUUCUUGCCCCUAAUGCUGGAGAGAUCACUCAAGGAUUUGCAGCAGCAAUAAAAUGUGGUCUCACCAAAGACCAACUAGACUGUACAAUAGGAAUCCAUCCAGUCUGUGCAGAGAUAUUCACUACUUUAAGUGUGACAAAGCGCUCUGGAGGCAGCAUUGUUCAGGCUGGCUGCUGAGGUUAAGCCCAGCUGUUUGUUGUGCUUGCCAUUAUCUUAUAAAGCGAAGGAGAGAACUGGACGUUACUUGAAUACAACACCGGAGUGAGAACUCUCAGAGAAAUCCAUACCGCUACACAGAACAGGAUCUCAUUUGCUUUCAGCGUGGCAACAAGCAAUACAGCUUAGUAACUGGAAAAACAGAUGCAGUGCACCAUGCUGGUGCUUUUGUGACGUCACAGCCUAAAGCCGACUUUGGUGGGCUGUGACUGAAGACCUGCUAGCUCAGUUUCUGGACAGUGAGGGGAGCAGAUGUCCCCAUAUAAUAUUAUUAUUAUUAUUUUGCAAUUGUGAUCAUUUUAUGUUGCUUAAAGGAGAACUAUAUAUCAGUGUUAAUCAAUAAAUGCAUGGAUGCGUUUUAAAUGUAACAAAAUCUUUUCUACAUAAAAUCAUUUCCUGUUUUCUGAUUGGCAGCAGCAAUAUGAACUGAAAUAUGCCGGACAGCUGAGAUUUCCUUUACAAUCAAAUCUGAAAAUGGGUGUGGAUCAUUAGGUCAUCCAAUAUUAGGUCGACAGUCACUAGGUUGACCCCAUACGGUCAACAUGUACGGGCAACAGGGUCAAAAGGUCGACAGUGUAAAGGUAGACACCUGAAAAGGUUGACAGGUGCAAAUGGUCGACAUGGAAAUGACUGAGACAAAAAAAGUCGACAGGAGUUUUUUGGAAUUUUUUGGUAUCACUUUGCACGUUUACCCACGUGUGACCCCAGUUAGUGUACUACACCCUCUCUUCACCGCCAUGCUACAGGCUACUAUUCCCAAUUGUAGUCCACGUGGAUGGUCAAGUAUAAAAAAUUUUUUUUUUUUUUAAAGUGUGUCGAUCAUUUGAACUUGUUAGCCUUAAGCACUAAUUCAGAUCUGUUCGCUCGCUAGCUAUUUUUUUUUAAUUGUGUCGAUCAUUUGAACUUGUUAACCUUAAGCACUGUCAACCAUUUACAUGUUAACUUAUUGUACCUGUCGACCUAAUGCAUGUCGACUUAUUGACUGUUAACGUUAUUACUGCCAACCUAUUAUCCAGAUAUGCUGAAUGCACACCAUAGCAGGAAGCGCUGUACACAAGGGAAUAUUCUCUGUACUGUGACAGCCUGACGUGGGAAGGCAGGUAACACUAUGAACAGAUUCCCCAAUGAAACACUAUUGAAUGUUACACAUGUAGUAGUACAUUACAAUGCGUUUUAAAACGGGUAGGGGACAUAUAUGAAAAUGGAUGCACUGGUAAUUGUGAAAAAAAGAUUCUGUAACCUGUACAUAGUAAUCCUUCAUACAGUAUGUGGGGUGCCAUGUUCUAUACUGAACUAGAAAAUCGAGUGAUUACCAUGGGUUACAGCACCAUUUUUAUUACAGUUAUCUGUGCACCAUUUUCACAAGUAUAUACCAGUAUUUAUUUUAUUGUUAGUUCUCCUUAAGCAUUCAGUUUUUUAUGGGAAUGGUGUAUGUUGAUUUUGUUCAUAAAUUGAAUUUAGCUCUUUCAUACUUUGAACAAGAUUUUUCAAACAUAUUAGUGUAAAUGUGUUAUUCUUGUGAAUAUUUAUUGUAAUGUACUGUAUAUAUUAGUGACGGGAACAUUUUAGACUUCUAAGCCUUCUGUAAAUUAAAAAUAAUGUGGAGUUUAUUAAUAAUAGAGCAAGUGCGCUGUAACCCAGAGCAACCAAGCAGUUACUAAUUGUUCAUUUAUUUCUGAUUUGUAAUGCUAUUUAAAAAAAACAACAACAAAAAAACAAAUAAAGCAAACUUUGAAUUGGUUGUUCUGUCAUAGCACAUUGGGGGUAAUUCCAAGUUGAUCGCAGCAGGAUAUUUUUUAGCAGUUGGGCAAAACCAUGUGCACUGCAGGGGGGGCAGAUAUAACAUUUGCAGAGAGAGUUAGAUUUGGGUGGGUUAUUUUGUUUCUGUGCAGGGUAAGUACUGGCUGCUUUUUUUUUUCACUGCAAUUUAGAUUGCAGAUUGAACACACCACACCCAAAUCUAUCUCUCUCUGCACAUGUAUCUGCCUCCCCUGCAGUGCACAUGGUUUUGCCCAACUGCUAAAAAAAAUUCCUGCUGCGAUCAACUUGGAAUUACCCCCUUUGUGCAUACAUCACUGUUAUAAGCUCCAUUGCUGGAAAGGUCUAGUUUAUGAAAUAAUGAGUUUCACCUUAAAAUUCAUUGUAAAAAAAUUGCACAGUAAAAACCAGUUCUAUUUUGGUAAAUGUAGAAAUGAGUAUUUGUAAUAAACUGUACCUACAUGAUUGGCUGCGCAGAUAUCUUCUGGAAUCAUUGACUGGAAGGACAGUUUUGUAUACUGCACAAGCUAAUCUCUGUCUAGGUACAGUAGUACUAUUAGUAUGUGUUAUUAUUUAUUU
Molecule: messenger RNA, 4678 nt
Organism: Pseudophryne corroboree (corroboree frog)
Lineage: Eukaryota; Metazoa; Chordata; Amphibia; Anura; Myobatrachidae
Gene: TXNRD1
Product: thioredoxin reductase 1
Exons: 17
Coding region: 353-2302 (649 amino acids)
Biological process (GO): cellular response to oxidative stress; glutathione metabolic process; cell redox homeostasis
Cellular component (GO): cytosol; mitochondrion
Molecular function (GO): thioredoxin-disulfide reductase (NADPH) activity; glutathione-disulfide reductase (NADPH) activity; flavin adenine dinucleotide binding
Source: RefSeq, a predicted model, not a curated record